AUGGCUGAUUUUAUGGAAAAGCUCGAGGACAUGAUUCGCUCCCUCAACAAGAAAAUGGCCCGCUUUAACAAGAACAAGGGAAUAAUCGAUGAGGUGAAAGCAAUCUCAGCCCUUGUCCGAGCCCAAAAUCUCAAACUGGAAAAGGAGGCGGCCAAACUGCCGACUGAGGCAGUUACUGAUCUAGAGCCGUCGGAAAUCCCAAAACUGUUUUCUCUCAAACGCGAUGAGCCCACCGAUCAAGAACUUUGGCCGACAGACGAUGAAAAAGUCUCACUUCCCAGUUAUCUUGAAAGCCUUCUAGCAGAUUAUGAGCUUGCAACUGGCGACUCACCCCCUAACGAAGCCUUGUUACGAUCUCGAAUUGAUGUCAUCGUGCUGAGCACGCUUGCUAAGAUGAAACUAGAAUCGGUGUCUAACCCCCGUCUUUCUAUCGGAUCUGUCCUCUCUACAGACACCAUAAAAUCCCUGCAUCUUCAAUUUGAACGGAGUAUCAAACGUCCAUGGCAGACCAAGGACAAGAGAUUUCUACUUUCCGGCGUGGUAGACUAUUCUCUCUGGUUCGGAACACCACAAGAUUACGAAACAAACCUCGUAAUGGUUCAAGCAAAAAAAGCUGAGUUUCUGAAGGGCGGCGUGCUUCAGUGCUUAGCAUAUAUGGGUAUGAUUCAUCAUGCAAGAAAAACUUCAAAGAUGCAUGAUACAUCUGUGUACGGCGUUGUCACCGAUAGCUUUGACUGGGAGUUUAUUCACAUCCGAGCGAAUGGCCAGAGUGCAGCAGGUUCCUCAACCCAAUCUCAGCGUAAUCGAUGGCGCCAAGGUUCCGAAAUCGAUUUCACAACUGAGUUGGAGAAAUUCCCAAAGUCGCCAAAGACGUAG
This is a messenger RNA of Penicillium vulpinum, 876 nucleotides long. RefSeq lists its product as uncharacterized. The record is from RefSeq and is a predicted model, not a curated record. The transcript is spliced from 4 exons. NCBI's taxonomy places the organism in Eukaryota, Fungi, Ascomycota, Eurotiomycetes, Eurotiales, Aspergillaceae. The coding region runs from base 1 to 876 and encodes 291 amino acids.